This is a messenger RNA of Durusdinium trenchii, 1461 nucleotides long. The record is from the annotation of a GenBank genome assembly. NCBI's taxonomy places the organism in Eukaryota, Dinophyceae, Suessiales, Symbiodiniaceae.
AUGCGUUUCUCUCGAUCUCUCUCCAGCCCCUUCACGCCGCUGGAAAUUCGGCGUGCAGGGAGGGCGGCGCACCGGGACUCUGCAAAAUUGCAGAUCUUGAUGGAGCAAUGGGCCAGCGCCAAUGGCGUCUGGUCCCAAAGCGAGUUUUACCUCCAGGUAAAGCAAAAAAGGAAGCAUCGCUCCUAUGGCAGCCGACGCUGGCUAACGAGAGGAGAGUUGCUGCAAAAAUACGGCGAUAGUGCAGUGGUCGAUGCAAUCAUUGCAGCCAAGAUGGCUGAUCCGGAGGCUAGCAAAUCUCAGGAGACUCGGCAAUACUUGGUGUGGGACAAGGAAGGCGAAGAAGACACGAUGGAUGAUGUCACCACACAGUUGUUUGAAGCUGCUGAUGCAGCUGAGGACGAGGAACCAACCAAGAAGACCAAGAAGGCUUCAGGCAAGUCAGGGAAGAAGCAGAAGGCAUCACACAAGAAGAAGAAGAAGCAGGCUAAGAAGGGAGGCAAGAAGAAGAAAGCUAAGAAGUCUUCAUCUUCGUCUACUCAAAGCAGUUCAAGCAGCAGCGCUUCCAAUGAUUCUUCGGAUGAACCUGACUCAUCUGAAUCUGAGGAUGAUGCCAAGACCAAGAAACCUGCUACCAAGAGGAAGGGUUCUGGCACUGGUGAUGAGAACCAAGAUCGGGCAGAUGCAGGGAAGAAACUAACAGAAGAACAGAAGAGAAAGAAGGCGGAGAAGGAAGCAGACAAGAAGAGGAAAGAGGAGGAGAGAAAGAGGGAGCAGGAGAAAAGGAAGGCUGAGAAGGAGAAGGAAGACAAGUUGAAGAAGGAACAGCGGAGUGCAAAUCAGGUCAUCACCAAGCUUGGAUCCAACAUCCAGAGAGGGACCAGCCUUGACGACAAGCUCUCGAAGAUGUCUGGGCCUUGUGCGCUGCCGGGUACCAGAGAACCUUCAGUGCCACACACCUUGCACCAGCACUAUGAUGAUGUUGCAACCUCUGUUGCUGCAACCAUGAAGCGGGUGCGGAACCAGGUCGCCGAGCCUUUGGUGCAAAGGGUCAAGAAGAAGAAUGGCCAGAACCUGUUCACUGCAAAAGCCUUCAAUGGCCGCUGCAUCCUGAGCUGGCUAGCAGACCGCUUGAUGACAGCUGUGGAAUCACACCCGCAGCACCAGAUUUUGAAUUUGACCAGUUCAGCCAUGACCCUUGGCUGGAGUGCGUUGGCGAAGUUCAUGUACUUGAUGGAGUGCAACGGCCGAUAUUUGACGCAUGGCAGUGGAUUGGGUGUUGGGAUGCUUGCUGGGACUCAGCUGAGACAGAGCGCAUGGCUCAUGAAGCCGAAACAUCAUGAUGAGAACAUUGAAACACUGUGCUUCUCGCAGGAGGUGUCCCUCCACCGAGCUGCACUUCGUCCCUGGCCCAAGGGCGCUUUCCGACGGGAGUUCAAGUCUUUGGAUGAAGAGGUCAUGUAG